Molecule: messenger RNA, 354 nt
Organism: Eimeria mitis
Lineage: Eukaryota; Apicomplexa; Conoidasida; Eucoccidiorida; Eimeriidae
Exons: 3
Coding region: 1-354 (117 amino acids)
Biological process (GO): mitochondrial electron transport, ubiquinol to cytochrome c
Source: RefSeq, a predicted model, not a curated record
AUGCGGGUCCACCCAACUUUACUGCGUCGGGCGUUCACGCCCGGCGCCGUUCUGAAUUCUCGUGGUUCUCCCAAGUUUCAACAGGUGACCCUUGGAAGUUAUCCGGUUCCCCCAGAACAAGAGCUGCUAUGGAAGAACCGCAUGAAGGCGUAUGGAGGCUACAUCCAACAAACGAUCUCUCCGUUCCAGAUGAAGAUCAUUUGGCCAUUCUGGCACACUUUCCCCGCCAGAACGUGGGCAAAAUUUAGCGCAUACUACUGGUGGUGGGUGUGGCCUGGCAUUGUAACUUACGGCAUCAUAAAGAAGAUGUUCCACGACGCUGAAAGUGAAGUACGAAACAAGUACUGGUACUAA